AUGAAGUCUUCACUUGCUCUUCUCGCGGCCGCGGCCGCCGUCAGCGCCACCGUCACCACAACAGAAUGGGUGAUCGAGGUUGUCACCGUCACUGUCACCGCCGACGCUGGUGACUUUGUUACGCCUACCUCUACCCCUACGCCCGAGCCUGUCACCACCUCGUCUGUCGUUGCCACGCCUUCGGCUCCUGCGCCCCCCCCUAACAGUGCCGUUGUUGAGGAGCCUAAGCCUACCACUACUAUUACCACCACCACCACUCUGGCCCCUGCUCCCACCCCGACUCCCGAGCCCGAGCCUGUUACCCAGACGCCAACCCCCGAGCCUCUGCCCGAGACAACACAGCCUGUACAGAGCGCACAGCCUACACAGACUUCGCAGCCCCAACCCCCCGAGACUGGUGCCCCCUCUGGCAGCUACCAGGACACCGUUGUCAAGUAUCAUAACGCCUACCGCAAGGACCAUAGCGCUGGCGAGCUUGCGUGGGAUGCAACUCUGGCCGGUUACGCCAAGGCGACUGCUGAAAAGUGCCAUUUUGCCCAUGACAUGACGCAGGGCGGCGGCAACUACGGCCAAAACCUCGCUAGUUACGGUGCCUCUAACAACCUUGGCACGGACGCCGCCGCCGCUGGCAAAGCCAUUGGCGAGCAGUGGUACGGACAGGAAGUCGGAAACUACAACUUCUAUGGCCAGGCCGACCCCCCUCCUGGUGCUGACUUCAACUCUUUUGGCCACUUCUCCCAGCUCGUCUGGAAGGACUCUCAAAAGGUCGGCUGCUACACCGCCACGUGCGGCGCUGGCACCGUCUUGAGCCUGCAAUCGAUGUUCACCGUCUGCAACUACGGCCCUCCUGGCAACUUCAAGGGCCGCUAUGGCACCAACGUUUUGCCCUCGCUUGGCCUCAAGAUCAGUCUCUGA
This is a messenger RNA of Cordyceps militaris CM01, 915 nucleotides long. RefSeq names its product SCP-like extracellular protein, putative. The record is from RefSeq and is a predicted model, not a curated record. The coding region runs from base 1 to 915 and encodes 304 amino acids. The transcript has 3 exons. Gene Ontology annotation, cellular component: extracellular region. Lineage: Eukaryota; Fungi; Ascomycota; Sordariomycetes; Hypocreales; Cordycipitaceae.